AUGGCGCUGCAACACAUCAUCGUGCCGCUCUACAUAUACCCGGAAGAAGAAGCGUGGGCGCCCCUGGCCGCGGCCGCGAGAAGACACGCCAACAUCAACUUCCUCGCCAUCAUCAAUCCGAACAAUGGCCCGGGCGCGGGACCGCUGCCCGACGCGAGCUACAGGGCUAGCCUGCGUCGGUUGCAGAGCAUCUCAAACAUCCAACUCCUAGGCUACGUGCACUGCACCUAUGGACGGCGACCUCGCGAGGACGUAUGCAGGGAUGUUGACCGCUACUACGGCUGGAAUGCGCAGCGGCUGCGCGUGGACGGCAUCUUUGUCGACGAGGUCCCCUCGGCCGCGGACGCAGUGCCCUACAUGGCAGACCUCGCUACGCAUGUCCGCUCCGUUUGGACCCGUCACUCGUCGGCAGCCCCUAGCGUGUUGGUGUUCAAUCCCGGCGUGGUGGUGGACGCGGACUUGGUCGUGCUAGCUGACUACGUGGUGGCCUUUGAGCAGGCCCACGAGCAGUGGAGGGUGCUCAGGGCUGAACAUGAAGCGCUCCGUCUUGAGGUCUGUAAUAAGGCUCUGGCCAUCGUCCACACCACGAGCAGCGAGGAUGGCAGCAUAGAAGAGGUGUUGCAGGAUGCAAAGGGUGCAGGGUUUGCUGGACUCUAUAUCACUGAUCAGCACGGCGGGGGCUUCACCAGGUGGCCAGCGCAGUGGGACAAUUUUGUACAGUUGCUGAGCUAUAGUACAGCUCGGGAGGAGACAUGA
This is a messenger RNA of Emericellopsis atlantica, 756 nucleotides long. RefSeq names its product Spherulation-specific family 4. The transcript has a single exon. The record is from RefSeq and is a predicted model, not a curated record. The coding region runs from base 1 to 756 and encodes 251 amino acids. NCBI's taxonomy places the organism in Eukaryota, Fungi, Ascomycota, Sordariomycetes, Hypocreales, Bionectriaceae.